Drosophila hydei is the source of this 3202-nucleotide messenger RNA. RefSeq lists its product as uncharacterized. The coding region runs from base 59 to 2983 and encodes 974 amino acids. Gene Ontology annotation, cellular component: plasma membrane. The record is from RefSeq and is a predicted model, not a curated record. Gene Ontology annotation, molecular function: protein binding. NCBI's taxonomy places the organism in Eukaryota, Metazoa, Arthropoda, Insecta, Diptera, Drosophilidae. The transcript is spliced from 15 exons.
CAGCUUUACGAUUGGCCGCUUCACCAGCUACGUGCACGAGGGCUGUCCGGAUGGCUAUAUGCAAAUCGCAGAAUCCGCUCGAACACCAAUUGGUGGCAUGUGGUGUGGCAGCUCGUGGGGACCAGUUUUAUUCUACAGCGAAACGCGUUCGCUCAUAUUCACCAUAAAGCUAAACAGAUUGGCUCGGGAUCAAAGCGGCUACAACUUCGAUUUUCGUAUUAGGUACAAGGUGCUCUCAAAGGAUAGCUCGGUGACACGCUACGGCGGCAUUAAGCUGGCAGAGCUCAGCCAGUGGCACAAUCGCAGCAGCUUCCUCAAUCCCCAGCAGCAACAGGCUCAAGCCUCUGGCUCAGUCUUGGAGGACUUCACAAAUUCCAGCGGCGCUCGCUCUGAUCGCUACGGCCAGGACUUUAGUCUGUUUAGCGCGUAUGCGAACAACAAGACUUUCAUGGACUCGCUGGAGAAGCCGCUGGCCAAGGACGAGCACAACUACACAGAGCCCAAAUACUAUCUGGGUGAUCUUAUACCGGGCACUUACUGCUCGCGCAUCUUCAGCGAUUGCGACAAGAAGCCUUGCCGUCUGCAGUCGCCCAACUAUCCGGGCAUCUAUCCACGCAAUCUCACCUGCUAUUAUGCAGUGCGACAGCACGACGUGCCCCAUGGCAAACAUGCGCUGAUUCUAGUUAAACAGCCCAAGGGGAAUCUCGUUUGGAUCUCCACGCAGGAGGCAUCGGCCACAAACAAAAUGGCGCCGCCGCCGCCAAGUGCCAGCGACAAGGAUAAGAAGCUGGAGCCGAGGCUGAAAACAUGGAAUGACUGCGAUUACAUUCAGGAAAAUGUUAAAGCCAAGUGGAAAUCGACGGACUACGUGACCGUAUACGAUGGCUACACCACACGUGACCCCAUCAUUCUGAAAUUUUGCGGCGGCGGUCAGGCGGUGCCCGCUGCCGUAUCUAGCGGACCGGAGCUGCUGGUGGAGUUUAGCACCUCGCCCUUUGGCACCUUCACGGGCACCUCAUCGCAGCUGCUGCCGCUCUAUGGCUUUCAAUUGGAGGUCGAGGUUCAAUUCGUGGACAUACAGAGUCCCACGUACUCGAAGAACAAAAAACCGUGUGAGUUUUGGAUACGCGGCACUGGCCGCGGCAUUCUCGAGAAUCCGAAGCACUCGCUGGCUCCCAAUUCGACGUGCCUCUAUCAUCUGCAAGGCAUGGGCGUCUUCAAGACCUUCGACCAUUUGAGCUUGUCGCGUCGCACGAGCAGUCAGUCGGGCAUGCAUCAGCCACUCUCCCGCUUCAAGGUCUGGAUCUCUGUGCUGAAAUUCAAUCUAGAUCCGGAAUUCGGACAAAUGGAUGAGACGUCUGUGGGUGCAAUUGGCGUGCUGCAAACGCAGGAGGAUUGCAGCGGCAUGCUGCGCAUCUGGGAUGGCACAUUGAGAGAUGUUCCAGUCUGCAAGGAUCUCAACUGCGCCAGCGAGGCAAGCCAAGGCUACAAUUCAAUUGGACACUAUGCGCACAACUCGACCAAUGUGAUUGCGCGUUUCUGUCGCGGCACCAUUCCACGCACCUGCGAUCGCUCCAACAUUAAUGAGACUUUCGCGCGACCCUGCACCAUCUCCGAGAGCUAUGUGUCUAGUAGCGAUGCCAUCACACUGGAGCUGCGCAACACAGAAUCAACUGUGCUGAGACCCCUCGACUUUAAGCUGAAAUAUGAGUUCAUCGAUCUGCACCAGGAUGGUCUGCCACAGGGCGGCGGUGAGCUGGACUGCAAUAGGAAGUUCGUCAGCAGCCUGAUGGAUCGCAAGGAUCCGGCGAUCUUUCGCAGUGUGCGCAACAUUUUUCUCUUCGGACGCGGCGGCACGCGACACCUGAAAUGCGUCUAUCGUUUCGAGGCGCUGCGCGGAGAGCGAGUGCGCAUCAAGCUGCGCAAGGUAACGACCUCGAAUCGAAAUUGCUACUCACGUCUGGAUGAGGACAUCAAUCGUUCCUUCUGCUAUGGCGAUACGAAUGUGCGCGUCGAGAUCUUCGAGCGUCCCUAUUCGGACUCCAUUCUCCUACAUCGCGGCUGCGUCUGCAACUCCUCUAAUCAGUCCCACCUGCCCGUUGAGUAUACCUCGACGGGUCGUGAUGUCGAGGUGCACUUCACAGCUCACAAUAUGACCACACUUGACGAUCCGGACACGGCCAACUUCGAGGGCAUGUUCGAGUUCGUAAAGGCGCCCACCAGCUGCAAGGAUGGCAGACGCAAGUUCGGACCCAGCGGCACCAUCGACAUGACCUUUGGUGAUAUCGAAUGCCGCUCGCGACCCUGGCUCAUCGAACCCUCCAAUGGCAACAAGUUUCUCUACGUGCGCCUUAAGGCCAUCUUCCUGAGCAAACACAAUCCGAAGAAGACUCUGAAUGCCACGCACCUGGAGACGAACAGCUGGCGCUGCGAGACCAAAGCCCGAGCAGUGCUCACCACCUCGGAGGGUCUAACCAUUGUGGCCUGCCCGCUGAGUCCCGACUCGAAUGGCUAUGAGUUUGUGGAGAUCUUCAGCUCCGGCUGGAACGAGCGACCCAAUUUUGCGCUGAUGAAUCGUUCGCGUGCCAUAAGCGUGGAAUUCCUGCGACCCAGCAAUGGCGAAUAUAGCUUCAAUUGGAUGGAACUGGUGCCCAGACCCACGCUCAGCAUAGCAGAGGAUUGCCAGUUCAAGUGCGCCGAGCUGGGCGCCUGUGUGAAUGCGAGCGUCUGGUGCGAUGGCAUCGUGCACUGCCCCUCGGGCGACGACGAGGCCUUCCUGCAGUGCUCCGCUCUGAUGAAACUGCCCGCCGAAAUUCUAGCCACGCUCUGCCUGAUCUUUGUGCUCUCGUGUUGUGCUUUCGCUGCCUUUGCCUACAAAAAAAUAAAACGUAAACUGCGCGGCUCUUCGGUGCUGCAGACGCGCCUCAAGUCGCUCAGCUCCAUGGAUACAGCUGUGCUGGAUGAAAAGGAGGUGAUUUGCUGACAAAGCGACAAUUCUGUGCGUUACGUUGAGAUCGAUCGUGUGACCACGGUCUGAUCGAACACGACUGAAAUAACGUGCAGAAUUGUGCCCCGGAACUGAAAAAAAAAAAAACAAAACUCAAAGUAAAACUGAAAAUCAAACUGAAAUGCGAUACGAAACGCGAUCAAAAGGCAAUAUAAAAAUAAUGAAAGAUAAACUAAAAUGAAAUCAAAAAAAUAC